Nezara viridula (southern green stink bug) is the source of this 2622-nucleotide messenger RNA. The record is from the annotation of a GenBank genome assembly. Lineage: Eukaryota; Metazoa; Arthropoda; Insecta; Hemiptera; Pentatomidae.
GGUUGGACACUAAUUGUUAGAGUGAACUGGUUUCCCUUAUACCAUUGAACCUAGACUAUUACUUCAUUGCAGUGUUACUUAUUAAUGCUUUUACAUAGUUGUGAGUUGUGCUACAAUUUUAUUAAUUUUUAUUUUAGAUAGUGUUCCAAUUAAGUUCAUUUCAUCCUGGCGGGGCCUCAAGGAAUGCAAGCUGUUAUUGGUGACUGUGUAGCUCUGAGAUUUCGUACUUGCAAUCUGCAUCACACCUGGAAGUGGUUGCAUCAAACUAUUAGCCUUCACAACUAUAUGAUAUCUCUUGCUUCGAUUGCUACACAGCUUUAAGCCAAUCCUGUAUUUUCCGUCAAAAGUUAGUCAUAGACAAUUCGUAGCACCUCGUAGUGUAAUUAUUAAAGUUACGCCAUUGACAGACCUGAAAUAUUCUUGAAAUCUAUAAAUAAUGGCUCUAGUAUUUUAUCACUCUGUUGCAACAAAAUGCUGCAAGUUUGGUUCUCUGCUCAAGAGACAGAAAAGCCGUACAUUUACUGUUAUGAAACCACCUUCAAAUUUGAAGUCCACUUAUACUAAGGUGAACAGUACUGCUAAUGAAGAAAAAAUAAUAAAAUCUGUAUUUAUUUCACAAUCGCAUGAUAUCUUCACAAAUCUGGCCUUAGAAGAUUGGAUGUACAGGAAUUUUGAUUUUACUGAUCACCAUGUUAUGCUUUUAUGGCGGAAUAGCCCUUGUGUUGUCAUUGGACGCCACCAAAACCCUUGGAUGGAAGCUAAUUUUAUUGAAUCUGAAAAUGGUAUUCAAUUGGCUCGUAGAAAUAGUGGAGGUGGAACUGUUUAUCAUGAUGAAGGAAAUCUUAAUGUUACAUUUUUCACACCACGUGAAAGAUACAACAGAAAACAAAAUCUUGAAAUAUUAGCCAAAACAUUAGAAAGAGGUUGGGAUCUGCAUUCUCAAAUUAAUAAGAAAGAAGACAUCGUCCUUGAUUCAACUUUUAAAAUCUCUGGAACAGCUUCGAAAUUGGGAAGACCAAAUUCUUACCACCAUUGUACUUUACUUGUUGAUGUAAAUAAGGAACAACUUGUUAGAGCUCUAGACAAAAAUAAGGGGCUUCAGUUCAAAACAACAGCUACUCAGAGUGUCCCUUCUCCUACCGUGAAUUUAACAGAAGUAAAUUCAAACAUUACCAUGGAUGGACUAAUGGCAGCUGUCGGUUGGGAGUAUUUGAGAACAUCAGCUAUCAGCCAAAAGGAUUUAGGAUGGGAGCUUGUUUCGAAACAGAGAGGUUUUCAAAUGAUAAAUCCAACAGAUGAAUGGUUCCCUGGUCUGGAUGAAAUCAGAUCUGAAUUCUACAGUUGGGAAUGGCGCUAUGGCAAAACUCCUAAAUUUGUAGCCACCAAACAUUAUACUUUAGACAAUGACCUCGGACAGCUUUCAGUUAGCGUCGAAGUGGAAGGAGGAGUCGUAGGAGGAGUGGUACUCAGCAUUCCUCCAGGCGUUGCUUGGGGACGGCUGACUGGGGAAGUUGAUUUAGUCACUACAGCUAGGGACCAAAAGUUCACUCCGCAGGUGUUUGACCUGAUUCAGGCAGCUAUCAAACAGCAAGGUGUCUCCUUCCAAUCAGCACGCCAGGAAAUGGCAUUAUGAUACGAUCCUAUUGAUAAGAAAUUUGAUUAAUAGAAUAAUUAAUGAAUUACAAUACUGAAAUCUUAAAAAGACUGUUUACUGCUCAAAUAUAUUUAUAUUCUUAUCAACAAUAAGGUAAAAUUAAAAAAAAAGAUAUUUCUAUUUUAUUGUUGAAUGUAAUUUCAAUUGUAGCGAUACUAGGUUUUAAACUGAUAUUAUUUAUUCCUAUCUACAAUUCAGUGCCUAGGUUAUCUGCAGUGCUGAUAAAAAACAUGAUGUUGGUUGACCCAACGGGUUAUGGUGGUGUUAAUCUUGAUAUUAAGAAUAUUUGUUUAAUUGACUAUAUAUAUAAUCCAUUUUAUUUUCUUGGAGUUUCUUCUUUAAUAUGGACUGGAAUAUAUAGCCUAUAUAUACAAUAUAGGUGACAUAUGUUUUAAUAGUUAUGGGAUUAUAAAGUUGUUUCACUUUUAAUCUUUAGUUGUUUGAUAUAUAUUCCUAUGUAUGUUAAUUAAAGUACAUAUUAGGAUAUUUUAUUUUUGUCAGUGGAGUAACUUCAAAUUAAUUUAGUUUUAUUCUGUUAGUGUUAUUUUUGAUGACUGCAAAUAGUUUUAGUUGUAAUUAAUUAAAUGUUAAUAAUGUAGUCAGAUGGCUGUUUAGUUUUGAAAUACUCAAUGCAAAAGUUGUGAUUUAAAAAAAAAAAAAGAAAAGAAGAAAAAUAGGUUUCUUUAUUUUUAUCUUUAUAUUAUAUAAUAAAUAUAAUAUUUAAUAUAGUUACCUUACUCUGAAAUAGUGGAAGAUUGAACAGUAAUCUGAUGAAUCAUCUCAGAAAUAUAGUAUUCUUCUAUUUAUGUAUUAUUUUAAAAUUAAUUGUAAAAUAGUUCAUUUAUUAUUUUAUAUAUUGAUUUUUGUUAAGAUUGUUACUUGCUCUGUUUUUAUUACUGUUGCAUUAUUUUUAUUGUUUUCUUGAAUUAUUUAAAUAAAUGAUGAUCAAAUUAUUUUUUAAAUUAUUU